AUGAAGGCAGCCUCUAUUCUGACUCUGACAGGUCUGCUGUCAUUAGUCAAUGCUCAUGGAUACCUGACCAUUCCUUCAAGUCGUACUCGGCUUGGCUUCGAGGCUGGCAUCGAUACCUGCCCCGAAUGCUCCAUCCUUGAGCCCGUCUCUCCAUGGCCCGAUCUUGAAGGUCCUCAAGUUGGCCGAAGUGGACCAUGUGGUUACAAUGCCCGAGUUAGUGUUGAUUACAACCAGCCCAGCGCACACUGGGGUAAUAUAGUCGCCACAUAUACUGCAAACCAAAUUGUUGAGGUGCAAUGGUGUGUCGACCACAAUGGUGAUCAUGGUGGCAUGUUCACCUACGGUAUCUGCCAGGACCAGGCUCUAGUCGACAAAUUCCUAGAUCCAAACUACCUUCCAACCAACGCCGAGAAACAAGCUGCAGAAGACUGUUUCCUGGCGGGUGAAUUGAAAUGUACAGAUGUUACUGGACAGAGCUGUGGCUACAGUCCGGACUGCUCUCCCGGUCAGCCAUGUUGGCGCAAUGACUGGUUCACUUGCAAUGCAUUUAAUGCCGACAGUCGACGCGGCUGUCAAGGUGUGGAUAAUGCUCCAUUGAACUCCUGCAAGACAACUAUCGCCGGCGGCUACACCGUUACGAAGAAGAUCAAGAUUCCAGAUUACAACUCAGCUCACACCCUGCUGCGCUUCCGCUGGAACUCUUUCCAAACUGGCCAGGCUUAUCUUCACUGUGCUGAUAUCUCCAUUGCUGGUUCCGGCGGUGGAUCAACCACAACCAAGACGUCUACAGCUACGACUUUAGCCACUACGACGACCAAAACAACAACUACUGGAGCAUGUGCUACUCCUGCCACCAGCGUCUCGGUGACUUUCAACGAAGUGGUGACCACCGUAGUGGGUCAGGAUAUCUUCCUCACAGGGUCAAUUAGCCAGCUGGGCUCUUGGUCUACCUCGUCGGCGAUCGCUCUGUCUGCAGGCUCAUACACAUCGUCCAACCACUUGUGGACUGCCACUGUGAGCCUCCCUCCUGGAACCACAUUCGAGUACAAGUUCUUCAGGAAGAAUUCAGACGGUAGCAUUACCUGGGAAAGUGACCCUAACCGAAGCUAUACUGUGCCAGCAGCCUGCUCGGGAACUGCAGUCACUGCAAGUACAACCUGGCGGUAG
Penicillium coprophilum is the source of this 1167-nucleotide messenger RNA. Its product is annotated as Carbohydrate binding module family 20. Bases 1 to 1167 code for a protein of 388 amino acids. NCBI's taxonomy places the organism in Eukaryota, Fungi, Ascomycota, Eurotiomycetes, Eurotiales, Aspergillaceae. The transcript has 2 exons. Gene Ontology annotation, molecular function: starch binding. The record is from RefSeq and is a predicted model, not a curated record.